Messenger RNA from Pyricularia oryzae 70-15, 1150 nucleotides. RefSeq lists its product as uncharacterized. Gene Ontology annotation, molecular function: phosphatase activity. The coding region runs from base 177 to 950 and encodes 257 amino acids. NCBI's taxonomy places the organism in Eukaryota, Fungi, Ascomycota, Sordariomycetes, Magnaporthales, Pyriculariaceae. The record is from RefSeq and is a predicted model, not a curated record. The transcript is spliced from 4 exons.
UGGGUUUUUCAUGUAUGAUUUUCGUCAAACAAUUGGUUUGGUUACUGAUUGAUCUUUCAGCAAACAUCCUAAAUCACUAGCCAGUGUAGACUCGAACAACAUAGAAUUGAUUGCCUCUCGUAAUCAUUUUCGCAGACACAAAACAAAGGGCUGCGGCAAUUAAACAAUAAUUCAUCAUGGGCUCCAUAACAGCAACGGAUGAGCUUCCAGCUCUCCGCUCCCAACCCAAGAUCAUCUUCUUCACAGACUUUGACGGAACAAUAACGGUGCAGGACUCCAAUGACUGGCUGACGGACAACCUCGGCUACGGUCGCGAGAAGCGGCGCACGGCCAACAUUGACGUGCUCGAGGGCCGCGUCGACUUCCGCGACGUCUUCACGGGCAUGCUGGAGUCGGUCCCCGUGCCCUUCAACGAGUGCGUCAACCUGCUGCUCGAGAACGUCAAGCUCGACCCGGCGUUUGCGCGCUUCUACGAGUGGUGCCGCGACAACAAUGUCCCCAUCGUCAUCCUCAGCGGCGGCAUGCGCCCCAUCAUCCAGGCCCUGCUGCGGAAGCUGAUUGGGGAGGAGGCCGUCAACAACAUCCAGAUUGUGAGCAAUGACGUCGCUGUCAGGAAGGGCAAGACCAGCAUGGAUGAGCCCAAUGGCUGGGAGAUUGUGUUUCAUGACGACAGCGGCUUCGGGCACGACAAGUCGAUUGAGAUUCGCAAGUACUCGAGCCUCAAGGAGAAGCCAGUUAUGCUGUACGCUGGUGAUGGUGUGUCGGACCUGUCUGCUGCAAAGGAGACAGACUUGCUGUUUGCCAAGGAGGGCCGUGACCUCGUCAAGUUUUGUGAGACCGAGAAGGUGCCUUACACAACCUUUUCCGACUUUUCAUCUAUCCUGGAGACAGUCAAGGACUUGUCAGAUGGCAAGUUGAGCGUCAAGGAUGUGGCAAAGAAGUUUGAUUAAAGGAUGGUCAGGGUUUAAACCACCAGCGAGCAUGGGGUUAAAAUGCAGACGGUAAAGAAUACAUUGGACCUCGUUAUUUUGAGAAUUGACGGCAUCCACUUCUAUACAGAGCGAUAUACCGUCACGAUAGACUAUGAUAGAAUGAGAAUAAACGAAUGGAUAAAAAUCCGAUCUCGACUUGCCCACUCGAAGCUGAGACC